UAUCAAAUUAAUUGCUAAUUAUCAUUAUCCACAUCGUCCUUAUUGUCUUGAGCAUUGCCAUCUUGAUUGUUCUUAUCGUCUUUCUGCAACUAUCUCUGCAUCAUGGCGUUCUGUCACCCCCCAAAGCUCCCCAGCGAGACGCAGCACGAGUACUCGAAGAGGUGCAUGAUCGCCCGGGCCGCAUGGCGCCAGCAGAAGCUGGACCGCUAUAGCAGGCGGAAAUCCAGAUUGCUGUCUCCUGAUAGCGACGAUGCUAAUAAGGAAGACUUAACCCAGACGUUAUUGCUCGUCGGGGAGGAUAUCCUGAUCGAGUUAGGACAAGCAAGCCGCGAAGACUUCAUCAGGCAGCCGCGGCAAGAGGAGCCACCAGCUCGCGUCUAUGCCGGCAAGACCCUUAGCGAGAUCAGUGGUUCCCUGGAGGAACGAUCCGAGUUCUCGGACGAGUGGCUGGACGAUAGGAAGCCCCAGAGGCAGAGGGAAUCGCCGCUCCCGAGAAGCAAGACGCCCGAGAUACCCGCGAACAAGAGGAAGAGGGGCUGGCACGAGGGACCCGACGAGCAGGCAGCGCAGCCAGACACGAGGAGGAGGAUAAUCACCAAAGAUACACACACUAGCCGGACGGCCAGCCAGUCCGGGAGGAAGAGGAAGAGGGGGUCUGACCACGAGGCUGCCCGGGAGACCUCGUCCGACCCAGCGGCCAAGAGGAAGCGGGUCAAAUCCGACCUGGAAGAGAAGCCUGCCCCUGUCCAGCCGGCCAGCCUCGCGUCGUCGUCGUCGUCGUUGAUAACAGCCCGAGUCACCCGUGCUCGCCGCCGCCAGCUCUCGGGGCUGAAUGCCCGACUGUUGCAGCUCGGCCAGCGCGGUCAGCUCAGCCUGCAGGAGGAGCAGGCCCCGGAGGCACAGGCACAGGAACAGGCACAGGAACAGGCACAGGCAGAGGCACAUGCUCCGAAGGCCGCCACCGACAGGUCCAAGGGGCCGCCUGCCAGCACCAAGACACCGCCCAGGGUCAAGGCCAAGGCCACCACUGCCAUCAAUACUCGCAGCAAGGCCAGAAGCGUCAAGACCAGGGCGGGAGAUAGCAUCGGCGCUACGAGGAUCGAGAGCCUCUACGAUGAUGUUUACCUGCAGUCCUGGACCCGCGGCGCAGCUCGUCGACACUGGGUUGUUGUUCAGAAGAACGGGAGCAUGAUCCGGCCGGUUGCUGGCCGCAGUGCAGACGCGCACCUCCGUUCUGUUCGCGAGCGCGAGCGUGUCUUUUCCAGGGCAAAAGCGUCCGCGGAGGACUCGGUCAAGGCGACGACGGCAGGCCUUGCGGCGACGAGCCUGUGGAUGGAACGAACCCGUUGGGGUAUCACAUAUAACGGCGCCGGGCGGGUUGUCUCCAGCUUCCGGAGGGGCUGCGUCCGCCGAGCCCUCUGCAGGCCGCGUAUGUCCUAG
Messenger RNA from Cryphonectria parasitica EP155, 1440 nucleotides. RefSeq lists its product as uncharacterized. The transcript has a single exon. NCBI's taxonomy places the organism in Eukaryota, Fungi, Ascomycota, Sordariomycetes, Diaporthales, Cryphonectriaceae. Bases 103 to 1440 code for a protein of 445 amino acids. The record is from RefSeq and is a predicted model, not a curated record.